AUGAGGAACACCAUUGCCUUAUUCGUCUCACUCCUGGUGUGCGCAUCACUCACAACAAUCGACGCCUCCCAGGAGGAUCAGCUCAUGAGGUUCAUCGAGUCCAAGGUUAAGAAGAGGCAAACUGUCAGGGCCACUAGCGCGAGCGGACCUGAGAAAAGCGACCCAUGGGCCGACCCCAGCAGCUUCAGCCACCUGCUAACAAAAUGCCCCAUCCCACCGGCGGGCACCAAGGCGGCCGACAAUAUCACGGCGCUGCCCGGCCAGCCGCCGCGCAUCAACUUUGACCAGUACUCCGGCUACAUCACGGUGAGCGAGGAGCACUUCCGAGAGCUCUUCUACUACUUCGUCGAAGCUCCCUACGAGGCGGCCUCCAAGCCGCUCAUCCUCUGGCUCAAUGGUGGACCAGGAUGCUCGUCGCUGGGCUACGGCGCUAUGAUGGAGCUCGGCCCGUUCCGAGUGAACUCCGACGGCAAGACCCUUAGGAGAAAUAUGCACUCCUGGAAUAACUUGGCUAACGUGAUCUUCCUGGAGUCACCGGCCGGUGUCGGGUUCUCCUACGCGAGCAACGAUAAGAACAACAAUGACAACGUGGGCGACAGGAGGACGGCCGAGGAUGCAUUCGUGUUCCUGCUCAACUGGCUCGAGAGGUUCCCCGAGUACAAGGGUCGUGACUUCUACAUCACCGGCGAGAGCUAUGGCGGCCACUACGUCCCUCAGCUUGCCACCAUCAUCAAAUUCAUGAACGAGCUCCACGGCACCACCUUCAUAAACCUCCGCGGCAUUUUCGUUGGCAACCCGUACCUCGACGAUUACAAGAACGAGAAGGGGAACCUGGAGUUUCUGUGGAACCAUGGGUUGAUCUCCGAUGAGGCGUGGGUCGGCAUCCUUACCAACUGCACCUUCAGCCCGUCCGACGACUGGCAGUGCUUUGUGGCGGCGAACAACCCCCGGCUGGGUGACUACGACCACUACAACAUAUAUGCCCCGCUCUGCCUCCAGCACCCCACGGAAGGAUAUAGAAACCGUCGAUGUAUAAUAAGAACAUAA
Messenger RNA from Lolium rigidum, 1047 nucleotides. RefSeq names its product serine carboxypeptidase 1-like. The coding region runs from base 1 to 1047 and encodes 348 amino acids. The record is from RefSeq and is a predicted model, not a curated record. The transcript has 3 exons. NCBI's taxonomy places the organism in Eukaryota, Viridiplantae, Streptophyta, Magnoliopsida, Poales, Poaceae. Gene Ontology annotation, biological process: proteolysis. Gene Ontology annotation, cellular component: vacuole. Gene Ontology annotation, molecular function: serine-type carboxypeptidase activity.